UGGGUGGAGGAGGCGACUGGGAUGAACGAGGAGCAGCUCGCCGAGUUCUACGCUGCUGUUCGCCCGGUCCGCCUUCGUUCCCUGGCCUCGACGGUCAACAAGUCCACCACCAUCCUCCUGCCCGCGUGGAAGCAGCACCUCGCUGAUCUGAACUUGCCGGAGCGCAUGCUUCGUCAAGACGUUCGCACCCGCUGGCAGUCGACAAACGACAUAGUGGUGAAUGCAGUGGGGAUGAAGCGUGCGAUCCGGUCGUUUUGCGCAGAUGGCGACCUUGGUGUCGACCUUGACAAGUUCCGGAUGAAUGCGCGGGAAUGGCAGAUUGCAGAGCAGCUGGUCGACGUUCUGAAGUACUAUGCGCUCACAGACUCAUCCGAGGCGUACCGUAUCGCCAUGGUCCUUCAUCCUCGCUACAAGAUGGAGUACUUCAAGUCCGAGCACUGGCCGGACGACUGGAUCGAGACUGCGAAGACCGUUGUCCGUGACCGGUACGACGCUGUGUACAAGCAU
This is a messenger RNA of Epithele typhae, 507 nucleotides long. RefSeq lists its product as uncharacterized. The annotation marks the transcript as partial. The record is from RefSeq and is a predicted model, not a curated record. NCBI's taxonomy places the organism in Eukaryota, Fungi, Basidiomycota, Agaricomycetes, Polyporales, Epitheliaceae. The transcript has 4 exons.